Messenger RNA from Phaeoacremonium minimum UCRPA7, 1395 nucleotides. RefSeq lists its product as hypothetical. Lineage: Eukaryota; Fungi; Ascomycota; Sordariomycetes; Togniniales; Togniniaceae. The transcript has 3 exons. The record is from RefSeq and is a predicted model, not a curated record. Bases 1 to 1395 code for a protein of 464 amino acids.
AUGCUUACCACCACCCUUUAUGUUGGGUUCUUGACCACUCCUGUGAUGGUGUUGGCUAGUCUGACAGUCAGUGACCCAUCGGAUGUCAUUACUCCAGAUGCAUGGGCUGCCGAUAAUGCAAUUGUCCCGGAUUACAACGUGCCGUUUAUCAGUCAGCAGCCUUCGGACCUCGUUGCUCCUUUCUAUUACUCCAAUGGAACUACGACCCUCGAUCACACGUCCUUCUACGUGGAUGAGAACGAUACAAGUGUCAUUGUAGUAGCUGACAGUUCUUCACUCAAUUUGUCCUACGUCGACGUACUGAAGUACGGCUAUGCUUCUAAUCUGUUGGAGGCAAGUUUUUACGGCUUCAACGCUGCGAUCAAUGUUGCCAAUGCAUCGGGUGCUCACCUCGAUCAUGUUAAUAUUACCGUUCACAACGGAGCUGCCAAUGUCUAUGCAUAUGGCACUGACACCGUGGUCUAUGUCGAUAACAGCUGGUUGUAUAGCAGUGGCCCAGUCUCGCACGGACUUUAUGCAUCUGGAAAUGGAACUAUUAUCGGCAAGAAUCUUCAGCACUUUUCUGGUGGCAUUCGCUCUUCUUCCUUCUCAGGAGACUCGCCCAAAGGAACAGUUAGAGUUUACGACUCCAUUGCCCACAGUGCUGGUGUGGGCUCAGCGACUUAUUACGCUCUUGGGGAGAUUUACGCGGAGAACGUCCUGUCACGAUCUGACAAUGGACCUGUUAUCUUCAUGGAUGGUAAUCAGAAUGCAACUCUAGUCAAUUGUGAUGCGACUGCAGGUCUCCUUGGAGGAGUUGCCAUUUUCAGUUCCAUGGUUAGGACUUCGGGCGCAAGUCUCAAGCUCCAGGAUAGCAAGAUCACCACCCUUGGUUCCACCAUGCCUGGCCUAUGGUUUGGCAACACCAUUAUCAAUGUCGUCAUUGAAAGCAGUGAACUCAACACGGCUUCUGGAAUUCUUCUCGUGGCGAAUUAUUCGCAAAUCACCCAAGAUUUUGAUUACUACGCAUCAUACACCGACAAUAACAAUCUCUUGCCGGCGGAGGUGUUUGCCACAGUCAAGGAGUCUGACCUAGAAGGAGACCUGGUCGCCUACAAUUCCAGUUACAUAUCAUGGACACUUACUGAGUACAGCUCAUGGACCGGCGCCGCCUACUCAGGGUAUGGAGAGGCGUUCUUCGAUAUUGCAUUGGAUAAGACCAGCAACUGGACUCUGACACAAACCACCAUCGUGCAAAACCUGACGGAUGCAGAUUCUAGCCUUUCCAACAUCAAAGGCAAUGGAAACACUCUUUACUACAAUGCGAGUGCUACAUCCAAUGGCUGGUUGGGGGCAAAGACCAUUGCGCUAUCAGGGGGUGGCUUCGCUAAGCCCAUCGGUAGUAGUUGUAGUUAG